AUGUAUUUCUCCAAGAUAUCCCUUACCUUGGCCUCGGCCUUCCUUUUUGCUUCUGCGCAAGCUACAUACCUCAAUCCCGAGUUGAGUUUUGGUCAAGAGAACAAAAUCUCCCCCAAUCUACGAGCAGUACCCAACUUCCAUAUCAUAGGCAACCCCAAACCCCCGGAAAUCCUAUCCAACAAACUCGUCCUCACGCCACCAGUGCCAGGAAACCAGCGUGGAGCAAUAUGGGCCGAGAAACCCCUCAUGCACUCAUCAUGGUCGGUGGACGUAGAUUUCCGCGCAACUGGUCCAGAACGAGGAGGGGGCAACUUCAUGGUGUAUCUGGCAAAGGAUGGGCGAGAAGAGAUUGGCACAGCGAGCAUAUACACAGUUGGGCGAUUUGAUGGUCUAGCACUGGUCGUAGACCAAUACGCAGGCUCCGGCGGCUCCAUAAGAGGCUUCCUCAACGAUGGCAGCACCGAAUAUAAAUCUCACCACAGCGUCGAUUCCCUCGCCUUCGGUCACUGCGAAUACUCAUACCGCAACCUGGGCCGUCCCUCACGCAUCGCCAUCCGCCAAUCCCCCGACUCCUUCAGCGUUGACGUUGACGGCCGCCGCUGCUUCGACUCCCCCAAGAUCAAGAUUCCUCUGGGCUACUACUUUGGCGUGUCUGCCGCGUCAGCAGAGAACCCCGACUCCUUUGAAGUCUUCAGAUUCGUUACCACCACCGAUAGCCAUACACCAGACGUCGCGGGCCAGCCAGGUGAAGAAUUCGUAGCUGCGCCAGACAACCAAGCCCAAGCACAGCAACCGAUAGGAAACACGCAGAACACGCAACGAGACAUACCAGAAGAAGUCCCAGCGUCCCAAUACACAAGCUCAGACGCGCAAUUCGCAGAUCUGCACAACCGUCUCCAAGCUAUGAUGCGUGCCUUCUCAAUGCAAACCCAAGCCUUUCAAACAUACCAACAGCAAUCCAAUGCCCGCCACGAAACGCUCUUGCAGAGAAUAACAGCCAUCGAAGCUAGUGCUAAGCAGCAAGAAGGAACUGGCAAGGUGCUGAAGGAUAUACAAUCCGAUGUCCGCCAAACGAAAGCCGAUCUGCAUAAUGCGCUGGACCAACAUGUUGCGGGACUCAAGAGCGCUGUGAGGGAGGGACAUUCUAGCGUUCUUGGCACGCUUGCAAAUACCGGGACGGGGCUAUGGAAACUUGUGUUUGUGGUUUUUGGGAGUCAGGCGCUGCUUGUGGGCGCUUUUGUUUUAUAUAAGCGGAGAAAGGCGAAUGGGCCGAAGAAGUAUCUGUGA
Lachnellula hyalina is the source of this 1287-nucleotide messenger RNA. RefSeq names its product VIP36-like protein (gene LMAN2L). Gene Ontology annotation, molecular function: D-mannose binding. The record is from RefSeq and is a predicted model, not a curated record. Lineage: Eukaryota; Fungi; Ascomycota; Leotiomycetes; Helotiales; Lachnaceae. Gene Ontology annotation, cellular component: endoplasmic reticulum-Golgi intermediate compartment; Golgi membrane; endoplasmic reticulum membrane. Bases 1 to 1287 code for a protein of 428 amino acids. Gene Ontology annotation, biological process: Golgi organization; endoplasmic reticulum to Golgi vesicle-mediated transport; endoplasmic reticulum organization. The transcript has 3 exons.